AACUUGACAACUAAAUCACAAAUACUUAUUGAUUUUCGCCAAACGUUUCAUUUUUUAUUGUAUAUAAAUAAAAACUUAACAUUUAAAUCUAACAAUUCUUUAACAAAAAUGUCGUCAAUAGUGCAGAAGUGUAACGACGACAACAUUCCAUUAGCUGAUGAUGAUCCGCAAGUGAUUAUUACAGACGACGUAGACAACAAUCAUUUAGAUCAUGGUCGUUCAAUGGACUCGUUGCCUAGUUCCUACACUGGUGGUUCUUCUAGCCCUGGCCUGAAUGGGCCGCAGAGUUUUGAGCCCGACUCGGGGUUAGAUGAGCAGGAAGAGAAGGCGCGGUUGAUAUCGCAGGUGUUAGAGCUACAGAACACUUUAGAUGAUCUGUCACAGAGAGUGGACUCAGUAAAGGAAGAGAAUUUGAAGCUGCGUUCUGAAAACCAAGUGUUGGGGCAGUAUAUUGAAAAUCUCAUGUCAGCAUCAUCAGUAUUUCAAUCCACUACCCCAAAUGUUCAUAAAAAGUAAAUCUGGGAGCUUGAAAUCUAUAUGCACUUUUAAUAGGGCAUACUUAUAUUGGUUGCACUUUAAAAUUAAGCAACUAUAAUGGUUUAAUCCUUAAUGUUUAAGUAAUAAAAAUAAAUAAUUACCAUACAAAAUUUGUAUAGCUUUUAUCAUCUUAUCAAGCAUACAUAUAAAAACCAUGUCAGUUGAUUUUGUGCUAUAAAUGUUGUAAUAUUUAGCACUUGCUUUCCUGGCACAAUUACUCAAGCAAAUUUGGUGAAACAAAAGCUUAAUACAAACACACUUUAUUGGAAAAAAUAUAUGUUUAAAUGGCUUA
Cydia pomonella (codling moth) is the source of this 829-nucleotide messenger RNA. RefSeq names its product short coiled-coil protein homolog. Gene Ontology annotation, cellular component: trans-Golgi network. The record is from RefSeq and is a predicted model, not a curated record. Lineage: Eukaryota; Metazoa; Arthropoda; Insecta; Lepidoptera; Tortricidae. The coding region runs from base 109 to 516 and encodes 135 amino acids. The transcript has 2 exons.